Quercus lobata is the source of this 1153-nucleotide messenger RNA. Its product is annotated as protein cornichon homolog 1-like. The transcript has 5 exons. Gene Ontology annotation, biological process: vesicle-mediated transport. The coding region runs from base 271 to 711 and encodes 146 amino acids. NCBI's taxonomy places the organism in Eukaryota, Viridiplantae, Streptophyta, Magnoliopsida, Fagales, Fagaceae. The record is from RefSeq and is a predicted model, not a curated record.
UAUUUUAUGAAAGUGUUCUGCAUGAGAGACGUUUGUCUCUGUCAUGAGGUAGAGUUAGUAAAGUUUCUAAAAUAGAGAUUGUAUCCCAUAAAAAAAGAAAAAAAAAAUAGAGAUUGUAAACCCCAGUCAGUUGAAUUGAGCAAUGAGUUUAAUAAACCAAAAUCCAUGAGAGCGGGGAAGAGAGGCAAAACCCGUUAGCUUUAAAAACCCACACACACACAGUGACACAGACCCAUUCCAUUUCGUCAUUUCGAAUUGAACAACAACAUCAUGUCGAUGGACCUCUUCUUUUGGAUCAUCGCUUUUCUCAUCAACUUAGCUCUCAUGGCUUCCACCUUUUAUCAGAUUGUGAUCUUGACGGACUUGGAAGCUGACUACAUAAACAUUUACGACUCAGCAACUAGCAUUAAUCGCAUCGUUCUCCCUGAGUUCAUUGUCCAAGGAGUAUUCUGCGCCAGCUUCCUUUUGACAUGGCAUUGGUUCAUGUUUCUGAUAACAGUUCCUGUUACUUGCUAUCAUGUGAUGCUGUUUUUGAAACGGCAGCAUCUUUUUGAUGUCACUGAGGCGUUCAGAUUUCUUAAUGCUGAGAAGAAGUUUCGGUUAAUCAAGCUUGGUUUCUACUUAGUGAUUUUUGCCAUAAUCACUGGCAGGCUUGCAUUAUCUGUUUUCGAGUUUUUAAGUGAUGCGGAUGAUGCCACGCAUUUGUUUUGAAUGUGCACUGCUGCAGCAGUAUGUUGGCAACUCAUUACCAAUAUUUAUCGUAUUUCUGGAAGUAAGGAGAUUUUACCGUGCAGGAAGAGAUUCUCAAAGGCAUUUCCAUGUGACAUCCAUCAUCAGGUGUAUUUAGCUAAUCACUCUUUAUUAGAUGUGUGUUUUUUCUAUAAGUUGCCCCUCAUACUUGAUUGAAUAACUUUAAAAGGAUGUCUUAUUUAUCUGAUAGGCGAUAGCACAUCUGGUCCCUGGACAGGAAAUUGAAACUCUAGUAUUCAUUCAUCUCUUGCUUCUCUCACUGCAAGUAACCACCAAGUGGGAAAGUAGUCCAUGUAACCUAAUAUUAAGCAUAUGGUAAAGCCAAAAAUGAACAUAACCAGAGCAUCAAUAUUGACAUGUAAGUUAUUGCAGCCUUAUGAAAGGAGAGUACUCUUUCCUGAAA